Lathyrus sativus (Indian pea) is the source of this 921-nucleotide messenger RNA. Lineage: Eukaryota; Viridiplantae; Streptophyta; Magnoliopsida; Fabales; Fabaceae. The record is from the annotation of a GenBank genome assembly.
AUGCCGUCUCACGCGGAUCUGGAUCGGCAGAUCGAGCAUCUGAUGGAGUGCAAGCCUCUACCGGAGGCAGAUGUGAAGGCGCUUUGCGAUCAGGCGAGGGCGAUUCUGGUUGAAGAGUGGAACGUUCAACCGGUGAAGUGUCCGGUUACGGUUUGCGGUGAUAUUCACGGUCAGUUUUAUGAUCUCAUCGAGCUUUUUCGGAUAGGAGGAAACGCGCCUGAUACUAAUUAUCUCUUUAUGGGAGAUUAUGUAGAUCGUGGGUACUAUUCAGUGGAGACUGUUUCCCUUUUGGUGGCACUGAAAGUACGUUAUAGAGAUAGAAUUACAAUUCUCAGGGGAAAUCAUGAGACCCGUCAAAUUACUCAAGUGUAUGGCUUCUACGAUGAAUGCUUAAGAAAGUAUGGAAAUGCCAAUGUCUGGAAAUUCUUUACUGACUUGUUUGAUUAUUUACCUCUGACCGCCCUCAUUGAGAGUCAGAUUUUCUGUUUGCAUGGAGGUCUCUCACCAUCUUUGGAUACACUGGAUAAUAUCCGCGCCUUGGAUCGCAUACAGGAGGUUCCGCAUGAAGGACCGAUGUGUGAUCUCUUGUGGUCUGAUCCCGAUGAUCGUUGUGGUUGGGGAAUAUCUCCACGCGGUGCUGGAUAUACAUUUGGACAGGAUAUAGCUGCCCAGUUCAAUCAUACAAAUGGUCUCUCACUGAUAUCUAGAGCUCAUCAGCUUGUGAUGGAAGGAUACAAUUGGUGCCAGGAGAAGAAUGUGGUGACUGUUUUUAGUGCUCCAAAUUACUGCUACCGAUGUGGGAAUAUGGCUGCAAUUCUGGAAAUUGGGGAGAAUAUGGAUCAGAAUUUUCUGCAGUUUGAUCCAGCUCCGAGACAAAUUGAGCCUGACACCACACGAAAGACACCAGAUUAUUUUUUGUAA